AUGGAGUCCAGGAAUCUCGACCACAGGCGCAACAACUUCAAGGGCAAGACUCAGUUCUCCGCCCAGGAGCUCCGUCGUCGCAGAGAGGAGCAGCAGGUUGAAAUCCGUCGUCAGAAGCGAGAGGAGAACCUUGCCAAGCGACGAAACCUCCAACAUGUUGUCAACGAGGACGGUACCGAGUCUGACGAGGAAUCCGGCAUGGACGCCACAGCCAUUGGGGACGUUCUUCCCGCCAUGCUCCAGGCCGUCUACAGUGACGACGCCGAUGCUCAACUCGAGUCUACUAUGAAGUUCAGGAAGUUGCUUUCCAAGGAGAAGAACCCCCCGAUUGACCGAGUCAUCCAAUGCGGCGUUGUCCCCCGAUUUGUCGAGUUUUUGUCAAGCACAAACUCUAUGCUCCAAUUCGAGGCUGCUUGGGCGUUGACCAAUAUCGCCUCUGGUACUUCCGAGCACACUCAGGUUGUGAUCAACGCCGGCGCCGUUCCUUACUUUAUCAACCUUCUCAGCUCUUCCGUUCUCGAUGUCCGUGAGCAAGCUGUUUGGGCUCUUGGUAACAUUGCUGGUGACUCUCCCAAGUGUCGAGACUACGUCCUCUCGCAGGGCGCUCUUCAGCCCUUACUUGGUCUUCUCAACGAGAACCACAAGCUUUCCAUGAUCCGCAACGCUACCUGGACAUUGAGCAACUUCUGCCGUGGCAAGAACCCUCAGCCCGAUUGGGACCUCAUCUCUCCUGCCCUCACCGUCCUUACAAAGCUCAUCUACUCUCUCGAUGACGAAGUUUUGAUCGACGCUUGCUGGGCCAUCUCUUAUCUUUCUGAUGGUUCCAAUGACAAGAUUCAGGCCGUCAUUGAGUCUGGUGUUUGCAGGCGAUUGGUUGACUUGCUUAUGCACCCUUCCACCGGCGUGCAGACCCCUGCCCUCCGAUCUGUCGGCAACAUUGUCACUGGUGACGACCUCCAAACCCAGGUAGUCAUCUCCUCCGGUGCCCUCCCUGCCCUGUUGAGCUUGUUGUCCUCCCCCAAGGAGGGUAUUAGGAAGGAGGCUUGCUGGACCAUCUCCAACGUCACUGCUGGCUCUCCCAUGCAGAUUCAAUCCAUCAUUGACGCCAACAUUGUUCCUCCUCUCAUCAACAUUCUCGCCAACGCUGACUUCAAGACCAAGAAGGAAGCUUGCUGGGCCAUCUCUAACGCCACCUCUGGUGGUCUGCAAGAACCCAACCAGAUCCGAUACCUCGUCCAGCAGGGUUGUAUCAAACCCAUGUGUGACCUCUUGACUUCCAUGGACAACAAGAUCAUCCAGGUCGCGCUUGACGGUCUUGAGAAUAUCCUGAAGGUUGGCGAAGUCGACAAGGAUGCCGCUGGACCUGGAGGCGUCAACAAGUAUGCGCAAUUCAUCGAGGAAGCCGGCGGUAUGGUUGCUAUCCACAACUUGCAACACCACGAGAACCUCGAGAUCUACAAGAAGUGCUUCUACAUCAUGGACAAGUUCUUCCCCGAUGACGAUGAGGAGGAGGCCGAGGCUGCUGCCCCUGCGGUUGAUGCUUCCGGGCAAUACGCUUUCCAAACUGAUGUUGCCGCUCCCCAAGGAGGCUUCAACUUUGGCGGCCAGUAG
Cryptococcus wingfieldii CBS 7118 is the source of this 1611-nucleotide messenger RNA. Its product is annotated as importin alpha subunit. The record is from RefSeq and is a predicted model, not a curated record. Gene Ontology annotation, molecular function: protein binding; nuclear import signal receptor activity. Bases 1 to 1611 code for a protein of 536 amino acids. NCBI's taxonomy places the organism in Eukaryota, Fungi, Basidiomycota, Tremellomycetes, Tremellales, Cryptococcaceae. The transcript has 9 exons. Gene Ontology annotation, biological process: NLS-bearing protein import into nucleus. Gene Ontology annotation, cellular component: nucleus; nucleoplasm; cytoplasm.